AUGCGUGAGUGUUCAAUCAGUGUGGCCAAGCAUAUACUGAAAAGACGACUCGCCAGAGAAGAGUGGAGUCUAGCCCAAUGGCUAGUCAAAAAUCUUGGCCAAACUCAGACCGAUGAAUUCCUGAAACUACCCAUAACUCAAAACCGCUCAAAACUUCCCUUUCACAACAAUCGUUCGUUCUUGCAAAGGAUUGAUGAACUCCCGCAUGGUCCAGCGUGGAGUUGUAAUAUGGUUACCGUGCGCGGUAAUCGUGAGGACGAGAAUGGAGAGUUAUUGGAAGAACAAGUCGAACUAUGGAGUCAAGAUCCAGUUGAAUGUGUGAAGGAGUUGAUUGGGAACCCUUCUUUCCAGGCGGAUAUGGCCUAUAACCCAGCCAGAGCUUUUUCAGAUCCUGUGGGGGAGCAUAGAGUUAUUGAUGAAAUGUGGACGGCAGAUUGGUGGGCGGAGAAACAGAAAGCUUUACCUGAUGGUGCCACAAUAGCUCCCAUCAUUCUAGCAUCUGACAAAACCUCGUUGUCCCAAUUUCGAGGGGACAAGACUUCGUGGCCGGUGUAUAUGUCUAUCGGCAACAUUGCCAAAGCAAAAAGGCGUCAGGCGUCUGCACGAGCAACUGUGCUCAUUGGGUACUUACCCGCAGGUAAACUCGACUGCUUUACUCCUGAUGCACGCUCCUUAGCUGGGCAUAGACUCUUCCAUCAUUGCAUGAGUCUGCUUCUUCAUCCUCUCAUCGCCGCUGGAAAUGAUGGUGUGGAUAUGGUAUGCGCAGACUCAUGGAUUCGACGUGUCUAUCCGAUUCUGGCCGCAUAUGUCGCAGAUUUCCCGGAGCAGUGUUUGGUGUCCUGUUGUAAGGAGAAUCGAUGUCCGAAGUGCCUCAUGGGAGCGAAGGAGCGAGGAGAGGUAUUGGACUCAGAGAUGCGUGAUCCUGAGUCCACAAAAAUUAUAUUGGAAAGGCGCAAGAACGGUCAGCACCCACCAGAAUUCGAGGAGAAUGGGCUAUGCGCCAUUUACAAACCGUUCUGGGCUGACAUGCCUCACUCCGACAUUUUCCUCGCAUUCACACCGGAUCUGUUGCACCAAAUUCAUAAAGGCGUGUUCAAGGAUCACCUAGUUAAAUGGUGUGUUGAGAUUAUCGGGGAGGAAGAAAUGGACGCACGAUUCAAGGCUAUCCCUGACUAUCCCGGACUUCGCCACUUCAAAAAGGGUAUAUCAACUGUGAAGCAAUGGACGGGAAGUGAGCAUAAAGAAAUGCAAAGAGUUUUUAUAGGCUUACUUGCUGGAGCAGUGCCUAGUCGGGUAUUGGUGGUGGCGCGUUCAAUUCUCGAUUUCUCGUAUUACGCUCAGCUGCAAAUUCACACGGCCGAUUCGCUUGAGGCUCUACAGGCUGCGUUGUCAGGAUUUCACGCAAAUAAGGAUGUCCUCAAGGAACUCGCGAUACGUGAUCAUUUCAAUAUACCCAAAUUACACCAACUCACCCAUUAUGCCCAGUCCAUUUCAUUGUUUGGUGCAGCUGACAGGUUUAACACAGAACUCCCUGAGCGUUUGCAUAUAGAUUUUGCAAAAGAGGCUUACCGUGCUAGCAAUAAACGAGAUUACAAGCAACAGAUGGUUUUGUGGCUUCAACGCCAGGAAGCCGUCUUCUCACGCGGCAAAUACAUUGAUUGGCUAUUGCAAGAGCCUGCAGGUGGGACGGACUCGCGCUCGCACUCCGUUUCGGAUUCAGAUUCAGAAUCGGACUCAAGGUUAGAAGAAGCAGAGGCUGCCAUUACUCGUGCGACACCCGCAAAUAAAUUUGCAGCGACUCACAUCCUCGCCAAGAUACCUUCGCAUCCACACCAAUCCGUUCAAAAUCUGGUCCACGCACAUGGUGCAACAGAUUUUCUCCCAGCUCUCCAAUCAUUCCUUGACACAAAUCUCCCGAAUAACACCAUCGUUCCAGGCGUUCACGACCGUUUCGAUAUCUAUAGUCAAGUCGUCAUCGUGACACCACCUGCUUUUCAAGUUAGCGAGUUUUCAAUGUCCAGCCGGGUUAGAGCAACACCAGAGAAACUUGCUUCAGGACGAAAACCUGGUAUUCCUCCUCGAUUCGACAUGGCGUUGAUAUCGAAUGGUCCUCACACUUCACACCUGCGUACUCUUGAUGGUAAGCUUCAUUCUUCUGCUGCAGGUUUGCGAGUGGGUCAAGUCCGUGCUAUAUUCUCUCUCCCUCGUCAAUUUGGCGAAUACCGAAGAGCCCUAGCUUAUGUAGAAUGGUUCACACCUUUCCGAGCUCGUGACCCUUCAUCUCGGAUGCGACAAGUGUCGCGCUCGACACGCCAAUUUCGCCGCAAUGCGGCAGUCAUUCAUGUUGAUGAUAUCGUGCGACCGUGCCAUCUCAUACCGAAGAUGGGAGUGUCUGUGGCCCAGAGGUUGAUAGGUGGGAAUGCAUAUGAAGCAGCUAAUGAUUUUUAUCUUAAUGAUUUUAUCGACGGUGAAAUGUUUUGUGCAUCUGUUACAAUUAUUUAG
Molecule: messenger RNA, 2502 nt
Organism: Suillus paluster
Lineage: Eukaryota; Fungi; Basidiomycota; Agaricomycetes; Boletales; Suillaceae
Exons: 5
Coding region: 1-2502 (833 amino acids)
Source: RefSeq, a predicted model, not a curated record